CCAAUCGAAAGGUAGACUUUUCAUACCAACGCUAAGAAUGUAGAUAAAUUGGUUAAACUGCAGUGUCGCGUAUCUUCAAUCUGGCGAUCUGUCAAUUGCUUAUAACGAAGAAACAGCUGAUCCUUAUGAUCGAGAUACUGACAAAUUUUAUCCCAUCAACAAAGGUUACAUGUGACAUUUGCAAAGUAAAUACUGUACAUUUUCUUUACCAGUACUCCUCGCAUUUUUUUUCGACGAAUGAUAGCGUGGGGACAUUAUGGUAUACGCAAUGACUUGUACCGUAUCCCAAAAAAAUGAAUGCAACUCUACGGUGUUACUGGUUGCAACGCCUCUUUUUAUUUAAGUGUGCACCACAUUAAUGCAAUAAUAAUAUGCUAAGGUCAAAAGACUCUGACAGCGACGGUGUUACAACUAAUACCGUACGAGUCCAAGAAAGUUGUAGAGGCAAAAAAGGUGAUAAGGGACAUGAAGAAAGUAGUGGAUGCAUUCUAAAAAACGCUUUGCUUUCUAUACAAUCUGACGAAGAAGAUUUCUUGGAGAAAGAAGCAUCCAAGGUCUUACUUCUUCAGAAAGGAUCAGAUGUUGACGGUGAGUCUGCAACUAAUUCUUGGAAUAAUGUAAAUACAGAUUCGUCGGUAUCAUACGUCACUUCUAUUCCUAAUGGAAAAGAAUUUGUUAUUUUAACUGGUCUUGAACAAGUUAAUGAUAAAGCUGUGACUACGACUAAAGGACUGAAACUGUAUGAUAGUUUGAUCCCUUUUGAAAAAAAUUCUAAAAUUCAACAUAGUUCAAAACAGCACAAUAAAAUAAUAUUGUUGGGCGAAUUUGUGUCCGAACAAGAAGCAAUAAUUGGUAUUAAAAACGGGGAACAAACAGAGACUACGAAAGAAAUAAAAGAAAGCAUGGAACAAAUAAAUUACAAUACCAAAACAUUCGAUAAUAGUCAGUUUGAGAAAAAUGAGGCAGAUCUUAAGGAAAGUAACAAUUGGUUGAAGAGUUUCCGACCUCUUCCUCUCUAUUAUACAGAACGUGGUAAACCUUAUUUGAAGUGUCCAGCCUGUGGUGCUAUGUUUUUCACAUCGACCUCAUUUCAAAAACAUCUUUUUACACAUAUGUAUAAGGAAAGAGAAGCAUAUACUUGCUCAUUUUGCGAAUAUACUAACACAGAACCUGGUAUGUUGUUCGCCCAUUUGUCAAAGCACCAAGAUCAGUGCGAAUAUUGCAAUGAAAAUAUAAUGCGCAAAAGUAAUUUUGAAAAACACUGGGGUAUUUGCUCUCUAAGUUUCAGUAUCAAGAGAGAUCGCAGAGGAAGAUUUGUAUGUACAAUGUGUAAACUAGUGUUUGAUUUGUUGCCCCAAUUAGAAAAACAUUGGUUUAAACAUGCUUGCAAAAAAAGGCGGACUUACCAGUGUAAAGAAUGUGGAGGAUUGUAUGGAAACAAAACCAUAUUACAAAAUCACAAGUGUUUAAAGUGUCCCGUCUGUGGUGAAGUUUAUGAUAGCUUACAUAGAUUAAAGGCACACACAAUGUGGAUGAAACAUCAUUUGAAGUGCCUAAUUUGUUCCUACGAAUUUGUUCUCGCCAUGGAUCAUGAAAAACAUUUAGCUAUGCACAGACAGGCUUAUUUACCUAUGAAAGAGCAUGCUCAUUGUUUGGAAGCAGCCGACGGAAAAUCAUAUCAAUGCGAUCUUUGUGACAAAAUAUUUUAUGCUUUAACACGACUGAUAUUACAUGUAAAGGAAGAUCACGGGAUAGAGGACAUAAAAAGAGAAGCUAUUAAAGAGGAAAAGGAUGAGAAGGAGCAUAACGAGGGUAAUGGAAAUAAAGCUACAUAUCCGAACCUAUGCGAAGCGCCUAUUUGUUAUACGGGCGGUCGAAAUGUUAGUUUAAUUAAAUAACAAUAAUUACUUUUAAAGCAAGCAGCAGAUUACACGUCGGUACAACAGUGUGGACAAGUACUUUGGCUGUGAAUCGCUACUAAUUGCUCCUGCGAAGUACGAAAAAUUGGAAUACAAAUGUGUAAUAAUUUUAAACAUACAUUUUAUACUCUUACGAAUAUAUAACACAUAAUUACGUUAUAGAAAUUAAAUCGUACUGUUGUUGAAACUCAAUAUAUAAAUGUCUAUGUUAAGAGUUAGUAAGUUCCCGAAUUUAUGAUAGAGGCACACAAAUUAUUAUUAUUAUUAUAAAUCAUAUUAAAAUGAUACGUUAAAUUUAUAAUUAUAUGCUUAUAAGCAAUGUAUUUAUUUUAUAAAAUUUUAUUCGGAAAAAAUAAUAUUAUAAGAAUUUGAUUUUAUUAAUUGUUCAAACAGGGUAGCUUGCACAAUGUCAAAUGCUUUAAUGAUGCUUCUCUAAUUUGUCUGUACCCUUGCGCAUAAAAAGGAGUGGGCAUCAAAAAUUUUCGAUUAUUAAAUAAUGUACUCUCAAAAUAA
Vespa crabro (European hornet) is the source of this 2432-nucleotide messenger RNA. Its product is annotated as zinc finger protein 845-like. The record is from RefSeq and is a predicted model, not a curated record. The transcript is spliced from 2 exons. Gene Ontology annotation, biological process: regulation of transcription by RNA polymerase II. NCBI's taxonomy places the organism in Eukaryota, Metazoa, Arthropoda, Insecta, Hymenoptera, Vespidae. Bases 372 to 1898 code for a protein of 508 amino acids. Gene Ontology annotation, cellular component: nucleus. Gene Ontology annotation, molecular function: RNA polymerase II transcription regulatory region sequence-specific DNA binding; DNA-binding transcription factor activity, RNA polymerase II-specific.